This is a messenger RNA of Sphaerulina musiva SO2202, 806 nucleotides long. RefSeq lists its product as uncharacterized. The transcript has 2 exons. The record is from RefSeq and is a predicted model, not a curated record. Lineage: Eukaryota; Fungi; Ascomycota; Dothideomycetes; Mycosphaerellales; Mycosphaerellaceae. Bases 440 to 616 code for a protein of 58 amino acids.
CCCAUCUUUGCCUUGCGAGCUCUACGCGAGCCCAACAUGGAGGCUGUCGGCAUCGCGCCGGGCUGCUGUCGCAGGAUGCAAGCUGCAGUCACAGUAGCUUUGCGAACAGGAGUACAGGAGUCGAACGCGGAACGCCAUGCAUCGGGGGAUACAUGCCGGUGUCGAGGAGAUCAGCGAUCCGCGCAAUGCACUCGGGGGCUGCGCGUACAGCCUCGUGCGACCAUCGUGAGUGCGACCCAUCGCAGCCCAACAGACAACAACAACUGCACAAUGGCGACACGGAGGUCGAGAGAGGAUAAGAAGACCGCUGUUCCCCAAUGAGAAUGCUAGGUCUGCUGUCUGCCUAUUUCUCUCCUCCUCACAGACACCGCCCAGAAACACAGCAUCCCCGUCGCUGGUCAGAAAGCACACGGUGAUAUACCAAGAGAAGAAAAAGAAAAUGCCUUCAUCCAGCCCUUCGUCUAGCUAUCAGUACUCCAGAGAUCCGAGAGUCAUCGAUCAUGCGGGAUCCUGGGCCGACAAAGAUCAGCAAGCCAAGCCUGCAAUUCAACAACCAGAACUUCCGAAGAAGCAGAAGAAGAAGAAUAAUUCCAGCUCCUCGAAGAAAACGAAAUGACAUCCACGAUGCGGUCUGAUAUACAGCUACGCGCCAGCAGCAGCAGCAGCUUCUUCUUCUCCGAGGUGUGAAGACGACCAACAUUCGGCCCGACUGAUGAUGAUGAUGAUGAUGAGGAUGAUGAGGAUAGACAGCUGUAGAUGUGUCCAAGAUUACCAACCAGAUACCAAAAGAAAAGACCCUCCCUUUU